Molecule: messenger RNA, 2879 nt
Organism: Coccomyxa subellipsoidea C-169
Lineage: Eukaryota; Viridiplantae; Chlorophyta; Trebouxiophyceae; Coccomyxaceae
Exons: 14
Coding region: 478-2604 (708 amino acids)
Source: RefSeq, a predicted model, not a curated record
AGCAGCGUUUUUAGCUCAAUUGUGACGAAUUGUCGAGGGCUUGCACUUCGUCUUCUGGGUCCUUUCAAAAUCUUUUGCAUUAUUGGAUGACAUCUUAAUUAGCGGGAUACAAAUGGUUUUUCACCCGAAGGGAUAAAUGUUGCUAAGCAUACACCAAAAGAUGGCAUAAAGGGAUAAUGUGUCCUCUACAAUCAGUUGCAAGGACCUUCAACCAACCAAAAUCGAAUGUGUCCUUUUUAUUGUGUUCGCCAGCCUGUAAGGUGGAACGAUUCGCUCAAUUGGAUUCAGUGAUCUGCAGCCACCAAGUGCAUCGUCGUAUAGGACAUAAUGUCGUGCCUGUCGUUCCAUACUGGCUCACAUUGAUGUGAGGUCUGCUUCGUUCGCUGGCUGGUCUCACACAUCCUUCCAUCAUCCAAAUUGGCGCACCAGCUCCAGCAGGCAGAUCCUUUGAAUGCUUUGCAUCCAUGAGUGAUCGUAAUGUUGUACGUCAGAGGGGUCGUUUUGGCAGCCGUGCUGCUGACUGUAGCUGAUGCCAAGAACUUGCACGUGAUCUCCUCAGCACCAGGACUCGCCAGGGACAAGCACAGCAAUUGGGUGGUAAUCACAACUAUAAACUACCCCACGGACACCGUGAAGAGGCUUGCAAAAGCACCAGGAUGGCGAGUGGUGGUCGUAGCCGAUCAGAAAACGCCAAGAGACUGGCAGUUGUACAACGUGGACAUCUUAGACCUGGAGAAACAGAAGGAAUUAGACUACAAAGUUCUGGCGCUCCUACCUUAUAAUCAUUACGGGAGGAAGAAUCUGGGGUACCUGUGGGCCAUACAGCAUGGGGCGACUCAGGUGUACGAGACAGAUGAUGACAACGAGUUGAAGUUGGAUGAGCCCCCUGCUUUGUCAGGCCUGAGUUACUACGUAUACGACGCUUCAGGGGUGGAGGUGUGCAACCCCUAUGCCUUCUUUGGGCAGCCCCAGAUAUGGCCUCGCGGAUACCCUCUGGAGCACAUCAAAGGCGCUCCCUCCUGCACCAAUUUUACACGCCAGCCUGCACAGCCUCUCAUCUUGCAGGGAUUGGCUGACAUGGACCCUGACGUGGACGCGAUAUAUCGCCUGACACAGCCGCUUGGAAUUGCGUUUGAUUCAAAUGUCCCUUUGGUUGUGUUUCCCCAUGGCGUGAUGGCACCCUUCAACUCUCAGAACACCCUCUUUGCCAGGGACGCGCUUUGGGGCCUGCUGAUUCCAGUGACCACAACAUUUAGGGUGUGCGAUAUCUGGAGGGGGUAUUGGGUGCAGCGACUACUCUGGGAGAUUGAUGGAAAUCUGGCGUUUGGGCCUCCCACUGUCAACCAGUUCCGCAACCCACACAACCUGCUGCAUGACAUGGCGGAGGAGGCGGACCUCUACGCAAAGGCGGGGGACCUGGUGAAGCUUCUGAGCAGCUGGCGCGGGGCAAGUGUCAAGAAGCUGCCCGACCUCAUUGGUGAUCUGGCUCAAAUCAUGGCCGACAGUGGCUUCUGGGAGCAGGAUCUCAAAGCUGUUGGCUAUCGCUUUCCGAAGCGCCAGAAACGUCGGCCCGCCGAGCCGGCAUCGGUUGAAGUGGCACGAGCGCACACGCCGGCCUCUUGGCGGCGCUACGACGCCAUAAUCCUCGUCGUGAACUUCAACAAGGCAUACGACGGGAUGCUGAAAGUGUUGGAGCUGCUGCGGGAAGCCUACCAGCCAAUAUUCAGCAGGAUAAUUUUCACCGGGGGGACUCGCCCCUCGGAAUUCCCGGGGGAGGAGCGGUGGGUGGAGUGCGAUGGCAGCGGGGGUUCCAUGAUGCAGUCCUGCCUUGCCAACGUCAUGCAGGAGGUAGAAGCGCCGCAUGGUGGAGGUUACCUGAUGCUGGGCGAUGAUGUCAUCAUCUCCCACUGCCAGCUGGCAGCGUUUGAUCCCAAGAAGGUAUGGUUCCAGCGUGCGGUGGAGGCGAAGAAAGAAAAUUUACGCUCAUUUGUGGACGACAUGGCGGCCUUGGGCAACGGAGGCACAUGGGCAUUCUCACAUGACCAGAUCAACGCGGUGCACAGGGUGUUUAGACGGUUCAUGACGGGGCCGCUGCAGAAUCGAUUUGGCAAACAAAUCAGCCAAAAGCUAGGAGAGGACUUGGAAGAGGCACAUUUUGGAGGGGACAACACCGAUGUGUUCUACAUUCCAACGCACUUGUCGGCUGAUUUUCAAUUGGCAGCCGCGGCGUUUGCACAUGAGAGCAUGCUGGCAGAGAUUGCAAUCCCGGCCAUACUUGGCAUCAUUACCGAGGGCCCCCAUGAAUUCCAGGUUUUUAAGCCACUAUACUACUGGAAUGAAGCGCGACAUUCUGUCAUGCGCGAGCCAAGCAGGUUCCUUGUCCAAGAUGGCCUCGCCGGGCGCGCUUUCAUGUUGCACCCCUUCAAGCUCUCCGGCGCUGAUGCUGCCAAGGCCUUCUGGCAGUGGUGGGAAGCCCUCUCUUGCAGUGAUGGUGAGCCUCUCCUGGACGGAAACUGGGAGGGGACGGUGGGCGUUGGGGCAGGACCGAAUGGCAUUGUUGAUCAGGACGAAAAUCACAUGUAUAUCAACAUGUAUGCCCGCUGACAUUUUGAGGCAUUGCAUGGAGCAAUGAUGCAUGCCUUUUCCUUUCAAAGUAGGUUACUAAAGAAGUAGUACUUUGUUGGCUCAUAUAGCAUUUCCAUCCCUUGGAAUCUUGUUUUGUUGGGUUUUCUCCUAUAGAAGUCUUGAUAACUGCCAGUCCAAUGAGUCAUCCGAAUCGGAUGAUCCAUGUCUGUCCAGAAUAUGUAGAUGUACUGCACCGUGCAGUGAUUGUAUUGUGACAAGAUUUUGAAUAUCUCAUGAAAGCCGCUGAGAAGAGC